Messenger RNA from Phyllopteryx taeniolatus (common seadragon), 7093 nucleotides. RefSeq names its product zinc finger protein PLAGL2-like. Gene Ontology annotation, biological process: regulation of DNA-templated transcription. The transcript has a single exon. Lineage: Eukaryota; Metazoa; Chordata; Actinopteri; Syngnathiformes; Syngnathidae. The coding region runs from base 378 to 1673 and encodes 431 amino acids. The record is from RefSeq and is a predicted model, not a curated record. Gene Ontology annotation, molecular function: DNA-binding transcription factor activity, RNA polymerase II-specific; RNA polymerase II cis-regulatory region sequence-specific DNA binding.
AGAUGCUGAGCUUCAUCUGAUGAACACGAACAGACUCUGAGUCAACAGAAGAAACUCGGAUCCAGUCAGUUCUAAAGCCACUCAUGACCGCAGCCCUCUUGGGGUUGCUAUGGCAGGUGCUGUCAUCGAAACCAAGUGCUGGACACAGGCCUGUCCCACCAAAGUAGGACAGACCACGCGUCAUUGCCAAAAGAGAUCAUUAAAUAGUCAACAAACUGCACUUAGUAUUAUUGCAAGCACACAGAGAUAACGCAACAGCCUGAGACCAGAGAGUGGAUGGCCAGCUACCUGUAGAAUCCUCAUGAGUGUUGCUUGUACCUGCUCCUCCUCAGUCAGUUCAUCUCUGCAACACAACCCAACACCAUCCCCGUGGGACCAUGUUCCACCAGCAAGAACAACUAAAGGGUCAGCUGCAGGAUAGCCACAUUGCCAACAGGCAGCUUGGUUUCCACUGCCAGGAGUGUGGGAAGCAAUAUAACACUCAGCUGGGUUAUAGACGGCACCUGGUGGAAGCUCACAGUGCUGGCGCAGGCCUGCCCUGUUCCGAAGGUGCACCAUCGCUGCUGGAGCACCUGGGUGGUGGCCAUAUUGAUAGGCCUCCUCCAGCAGAGGGGAACAGUAAUGCUGUUGUGGGAGUGAGAGAGAGGAAAUAUUCCUGUGAGCGAUGUGACCGCCGUUUUUACACUCGCAAGGAUGUACGUCGCCAUGCUGUGGUGCACACUGGACGGCGUGAUUUCUUGUGCCCUCGCUGUGCUCAGCGCUUUGGCCGCAGAGACCACUUGACCCGGCACUUGAAGAAGAGCCAUGCGCAUGAUGCAGGAUUGAUACCACUGGUUACGGCCAGUACUCCCGUGGCAACAUCCACUACCACCACCCAAUGUCCAGUGAAGGAGUCCAGCCCUUUAGCCUCAGACCGAGGCUCCGCCUCCUCCAAGGAACCUGUGGAGACCUUCACCAGGGACAUGUUCAACUCCUACCCCAUUACCAAUCCUGUCCCUGGGAUGAAUCACCCACAUGGCCUCAUGCAGGUCUCUUUGUCCUCAAGCAUGGGUGUCGGUCGCCACAUGCCUCAGCCAUCUCCUCACAACCACCACCAUCACUUGCAGCCUCUGUCAGCACCACAGCAGCAGUCAUACAGCAACAUGCCCAGGUACCAACAAGGAUCUACCUCAUAUCCUCGCACUGAAGUGGACAGCUUCCUGCUGGAUUUGCAGGGUGCCCCUCCUCCCCACCUCAGUUCCGUCAACUCUUCUACCUCUACCUCACCUCAAAGGGAGAUGCUUGCUGAAGGGAUGGGUGUUGGCAGUGAUCCCCACCUCGUGCCCAGGAAUCCUGCUGUCUCCUCAGCUGAGCUUUCCUGCACCACUAACAUGGAACUUGGGCCACUGUUGGGCUUCUUGCCUUUCAGCCUGCCACCUUACAGCUCUCAUGUGGGAAUGGGAGGGUUAAUGAUGGGUUAUCCUCCUGCCACCACUGCCACCUCCUCGCCAACCUCUUCCACUGGGUUGUCCUCUCAGGCUUCAGGCCCUUUUACCUUCUUCCAACCUUCUCAGGCUCAUGUGCCUCAGGGCCCCGUCACCCACAACCAUAGCCAACUACCUCAGGCAUACAGCACUUCAGCUGUUAGCACUUCUAGCUCCUUACCACAUUACUACCAAGCCUUUCAGCAAUAAGCAGUUUUGUGUCGAACUAACCUUCACAUAUGGAUGUCUUUUUCCUGUCAAAGGUCAAAUGACAAUUGAAACUAUAGAACAUGUAUACAUGUUAUUGCAAUUGAUUUUUGUUUCUCACAACAAAUCACCUCAUCAGUAUUACCUCAUUUAAAAAAAAAAAAAAAAGUAAGCUUGAAUGCACAAAUGUUGUCUAUCUCACUACAACCAACAGAGUAAUUCUUUUAAAUCUGUAAACAACAGUUAAUGCACUUGAUCCAGUUAUCACAUGUACUAUGUGAUUACAACCUGGUUUAACGUAACAGAACAUACAGUGUAAACUCAGACAUGUCACACAAAUGUAAGUCCAACUUGAAGCACUGCGUUCUAAGAGGCCACACCAGCAUGGUAACACAAUUGCCACUGAUGCUCUUGCUUUUUUGUUACUGUUUUCAGGCAUCACUAAUUUAGAAUGCACUUAAGUUUAGUUUUUCUAAUUACAAAGUUUUUUUUUUUUUUUUUUACAUUUUUUUUUUUUUUUUAUAAAAUGGCUAAAAGGCAAGCCUGUCUUAUUGCGUUGGUGAUGUGUAACCAUUUUUAAAACUAGUCUUUAGAUUAUCUGCAGACUGAAAUGUUUGACAAUGUAAUUUUGUGACAGAUGAUCUUUUGGUUACAAUGGUUACCGCAGUAUUUGACACUACAUACCAUUUAAUAUACAUUGACCAGCCAGAACAUUAUGACCACAUACACAAUAAAUUAUCCAAUACUGCUGUAACCUGCCUUUACAAAGAUGUUCAGUUUAGAUCGAUUCUACUGCAUCACGAGAGCCGUGUCUGAACUGAACUUUAUCUUUGUAAGGGCAGAAUAUUUGAUACAGCUCUUGUAUUGAAUUUCAUGUCGUGCAAACAAUCUUUAAUAUUGUGGCUGGUAUGCUUUUAAUGGUGGUCCAUCUGUUUCUCUUCUGUAAAGCUUCUGUUGUUUUGUGCCUUUGCAUCUGUGAUCAAGGAGGCCUUCAGAGAGCAUGCAGCAACUACCGCAUUUUUGCGACCAUAAGAUGCACCGUAUUAAAAGGCGCAGUCUCAGUUACGGGGGUCUAUUUCUGUAUUUAACACAUACAUAAGGCGCACCGUAUUAUUGGGCGCAGUCUCAGUUACGGGGUCUAUUUCUGUAUUUAACACAUACAUAAGGCGCACCGUAUUAUUGGGCGCAGGCAUGGUAAAACAUACGCUAGCUUAAAACAUACGGUAGCAUGCAUGCACGCUAAAACAAUGUUUUUAAAAAGCAAAACUGAGUUCGGUUGUACUUUAUUGAAGUAUUUAACAAUGUACUCACGUUAUUUUUUUUAUCAAUCCUCAUCCACAAAUCCUCAUCUUCUGUAUCCCAAAUGAACAGCUGGGCAAGUUCGCCGUCAAACACGCCAGUUUCCCUCUCGUCAUUGUCAGAGUCAGUCUCUUUGCCGUGCGGCUCCUCAGAAAUGAUGCCGGGUUUUACGAAAGCUCGAACAACAGUGCAAGCAGACGCGUUAGCCCAAACAUCCACAAUCCAUUCACAAAUUGUGGCGUAACUCGCCCGGCGCUGCCUCCUAGUCUUAGUAACGCUGUGUUCGCCAUCUGUCAUCCAUGGCUCCCACGCCGCUCGCAACUUCACUUUGAACGCCCUGUUUACACCGAUGUCCAUCGGUUGGAGUUCCUUCGUCAAGCCUCCCGGAACGAUGGCAAGCUCCGAGUUAUUGGACUCAGUCGAAUGGUGAAUGUAGAGACGCUUCUCCCGGCUGUUCUUUGCUCAUUAAUCCAUUCCUCGAGUUUGUCUUCCAACUCGGGCCACCUCGCCUUGUUUCCGCGUUUUGUUUUUCUUUUUUUCCCCCGGAAACACAGCUUUGUCUUCUUGACUUGGCGAAGCUCGUUUUCCUGCUUCCUCCAGUUGCGAACCAUGGAUUUGUUGAUCUUGAAUUCUCUCGCGGAUGCUCCAUUCCCAAAUUCCUCCGUGUAACUAAUAGCUUGCAGUUUAAACUGUGCUUUGUAAGCGUGUCUCUUCGUAGGUGCCAUUUUCGGGGGUCCUUAGCCAAAACGAUGCACAUACCGGAACUAUAUACCUACUGGGGGCGUGUCUUUAGCCUCCUCUGUCACGCGCACCAUCCCCCUUUACGUCCGCAUGCUGUCCUCAGUCACGUCCGCCUUCCUCUAUAUAAGCAGCGUGUCGGCAGAAAAUGCUCCCAGUCAGUCAAGCGGCGCUCUCAUUAAAGUCACACAACAUGUACAUAUUUUGGAACUCUGUGCACACACAAGGCGCCCCGUCCAUUUUGGAGAAAAUUCAAGACUUUUAAGUGCGCCUCAUGGUCGUGAAAAUACGGUAUCCAGUUUUAGCAUGACUAAAUACUUUUAUCCACCAUGCCUAAGUGUCUUACAAGGAACGUACAGUUGAUCACUGUGCAAAUCAGAACACUCACCUCAGGAGCUUGACUGAUAUUUAAAAUAAUAAAAUGUGUAGUUUCUUUUUCAAGUAAUAAUAACUAAUAGAUGCCUGUGAAUAUUCUCAUUCAUCCAGGUCAUUGUAAUCACAGGGCAUUCAGUCGAUAGUUGCGGGAUUGUUAAAUUUGUCUGUGAUGGUUUGCCUCUAAUCUGAGCAGGCUUCAUCAGUUCAUGCUCAAAGACUAGCUAGGACAGUUCUAGAUAAGUCUUGAUAGACAUUGCACAGUGCCCUUCUGACAUUCCUGUUUUAAACAUAAGAAUAAUAAUUCUGAAGGCACUUGUCAGCAAAAAUUCAUUUUACCCCCCCAGCCCCUCCAAAAUUAUUACUUAUCAGUUAAAUAUUACUGAUGGUAUUUUAAUUGCAGAUGAUUGUCGCUACUUUGGAAAGUCUUAUUCCUGUUUGUUUACAGGGUGUCCAUAUCACAUACUGCAUACAUGCAUACCAGAGCUUGAUUAGCUAAAGUAACAAUCAAACAUUGGUCAACUCAGCCUAGGUUUUAAGCAAAGAUUUAAGGGUCAUGUGUGAAAAUAAAGUCAAAUACAGUAGUAAAACGUGAUUUUUGACCAACAUGUUUCUCAGCAGUGUGUGGUGUCAUGUAUGUCUCCUUUAAUGCAAUUGUAUCAAGAAAAGUGCUCCACCACCAAGGAGUUUAAUGGAAUCAGCAGGCAUUCACAGUCACCUAUAGCCAACUGCCUCAGUCAUCAUGAGGUGUAAUGGCAUGGAAAAACUUUCAUUUUUUUUUUUUUUUUUUUUUUUUUUUAAAACUCCAGACCCUUUACAUCUAUAACAAUUACCUUGGUUUUAGUUUUUGAAGCCCCUCCCCCCAUCACCAAACUAUUCGAUUUUAGAGAGAAUUGUACUUGUGGAUAUUUUGAUGUCUGGAAGUGUCCAAAUGCUGAACAGUUUUUGCCUCAUAAACUUACUAGGAUAUUUUUCUUCUAAAGUGUCGAGACUGAAAGACCCUAGUUUGAAAAUUUUUCCUAGAUUGGCUGAAUUGGGUUUAAGUACAAGCGCUGGCCUUGAGUAGAUACUGGAUCUUUGGUGUCUAUUUGCCAUUUGUAUAUAUAUAUAUUUUUUUUUAGGCAAAAUAUGGCGCAUUAACUAACUGAGGCGACCUGGGUUUUUUAAAAACAAGUUUAAUUUAGGAAUUUAGGUCUUCUGGAAGUAAGAAAAUAUGGUCAUUGCUGUUUUGACUUAGCACAGUAAAAGUAUUCUAGAAUAUGUGUAGCCUUUUCUAAAAUUAUCAAUGAAUUGUCGCCCAAUUUUCCUUUGCCAUAUUACUGGCUCGCAAGCGCUUCUAAUGAAAUUGGGACUGAAACCCACCCCCAUAUUGAAGACUUGCAAUCCAUUCCUUUUAUAAUCUAGUCACAGCCGUGAUGAAUGGAUCACAACUGGGAUUCCCAUAGUGGGAAAUCCCUUCAUGAACAUUGCUCCAAGUUCAAGCGACUGUUGUGAUCCUGGAAAGAAGGCAUGCAAAGAGAUAAUGCUAUCUCUUUUAAAUCCAUUAACUCUGCUGAUUGAGUGUUCCACUAGCAUUGUCACUAGCCGCAGUGUUGCACCAAUGUCAAAAUGCUACUGUUGUGUGUCUCUCUCAGAGUUUCUAAUCUCUUGACAGGGUUAAAGCACUUAUGACAUUUCUUAAAAAAAAAAAAUAAAAAAAAAAACAUUUUGUACCUCAAAUACACAGAAAUAAGGGUUUCUGUUUUUCUUUAUAGUUGUAGUUAUUUUGGCGCGUUUUCCAUUUAGUUUUAAACUUUUGAUGGUAGCUUUUGAGUUAACUCUUAAUAUAGUGGCAGACAUUGAUUAUUAUAAUAUAAUAAUUAAACAUUCUACCUCUACCUUGUCAUAUCUUUCUGCAAUAUCGUUAUAAAAUGUUUAAAGCUGUAACAUACAUUAUACCACUGAGAAUGAGUGUUUAAAAUUAACUUUGAAGGACAGGAUACACACUCUGAUCAGAGUUGUAUUCCAUUGAAUCAAGCAUUGUUCUGUGUACUUGCCUUUAAUUAUAUUUUUACUUAUUUACUACCUCAAAAGUGACAGGCAACUGCUCAUCUAACAGCAGAGAAAAUGUUUAGGACUUAAUAUUUUGUUUGCUGUAGCUCCAUAGUUUAAUGAGAUACCUCUUUACGUAAUAUCAAGUACAGGCUAUUUUCUGCUUGACUGAUGUUAGUGCUGCUCCACCCUGUAAAUGUAAUUGUUACAUUAAGGAAAGCAGUAGAUUCACAGUAGGCAUCUAAAUGAACAUCACUGCUACUUGUUACACAUCUUUAACUGAAUUAUCUUUAGUAUUUUUGUAUCAGACAGGACCAGAAUAUUUUCUAACAAGGCAAAAAUGAUAAAUGCAGUACUUAAUAAGAUUUGAUUUCAUUCAGUAUUUUUUAACAGAUUUAAAAGAAUUCAGCUGAAAGUGAAUCAUGCUUAUGUGUUUUGCUGUUCCGAAUAUUGACAAUGAAAGCCCUGUAAAAAACAAAUAAUAAUAAUAAUUGCCAUGCUGUCCUUGCAGGAAGAAUUAUUAUCUGUCAUGUCAAUACAAACCAUGUGCAUGUUUCUUAAUACAUCUGUGUUACACUAAUAUGCUACAAACGUGGCAAAUGAAUGUCAACCGGGCUUUGGUUCAAGGUACUUACAAAUGCGAGCAUGUCAGGUGUUAUGUCACAUCAAUAUGUAACAUUUUAAGACUGUCCACAUAGUGUAUGAUAUGUCGUUACACUGUGGGCCAUGGUAAAAAAUGUGUAAACAACUCAAUUUAUGUUUACCUUUCCGAAGUAAAAAUGCAAGCCAGAUCUCACUUUACAUCUUUUAUUGUGGAAUACACUUAACCUAUUUGUAAUACUAAUUUGAUGGCUGUGAACCAAGCUAAUUUUUUCUUAGUUGUUUGCAUUAUCACCGUAUAGCAACCAAGACCAAGAAAGCAAGGUGAAUUGUCAUUUUCUUGUUGUCUAGACAAAGCAAAGUAAAAUAAAUAUGUAGAUUUA